GCAUUCUCGAGGACCCAAACGUAACGCCACCAAAGGACAUGUGGAAACUCACCGUUGAUCCUGAAGAUGCACCCAACACGCCAGAACGUAUCACCAUUACGUUUGAUAAAGGAAUACCUGUGAAAGUUGUGAAUCAUAACGAUGGUACCACGAUAGCUGAUCCCUUGGAUCUCUUUGUCUAUCUUAACACUGUUGCACGAAGGAACGGUAUUGGAAGAAUUGACAUAGUCGAAAAUCGCUUCAUCGGUAUCAAGAGUCGGGGAUGUUAUGAAACUCCCGGUGGCACUAUUCUUCGUGCUGCUCACGUAGAUCUGGAAGGUUUGGUUCUUGAUCGCCAGGUUCGAUCUUUGAGAGAUCAAUUCAUUACUCCACAGUUUUCUCAACUUUUAUACAAUGGCCUAUACUUUUCUCCUGAACGAGAAUUCCUUUCUGCGUCACUUUUGGCGAGUCAAAAAUCGGUUAAUGGCGAAAUCAAAUUGAAAUUGUAUAAAGGCAAUGUCAUUGUUGAAGGUCGUAAGUCGGAUACCGAAAAAUUAUAUGAUAUGGAAGAAAGUUCAAUGGAUGUUCAAGGUGGUUUCAGUCCUGUGGAUUCUGAAGGAUUCAUCAAGAUUCAAAGCAUAAGGUUAAAGAAAUGGGGCGAAAGUCCGAUAUCAGCUGUUCUUCAUCUGCCUUCAGAAUUAGACACUGAUCCUAUGACGCAAGAAACAGCAAAUGCGCUUAAGGAGGCAUAUUUAAUCCAUCCAAACAUCAUAAAAUACGUCGAUAUACAUCUCAUAACUGGUCCUUCUUUAUCCGGAAACAGAACCGCAUAUCCUAAACAAUCAAAUUUUUAUAUGAAUGUAGCAAGAUUUUUUGCACGUUCCGAGUUCAUCUUCUACCUGGAUCACGAUACUUGGCCAUCUCCGAGUUUGCGAAGAAAUAUCAAGGAAAAUUCAAGAAUAUUAUUAAGAAAUGAUGUGCUCAUAGUUCCUACCUUCACAUUUAUUAAUAAUACCAUGGAAGAGAAUUUUACGUUUCCUAAUACGAGACGACAAGUUCAUACUUUGGUAAAAGAUCAGAUGAUGGCCAUGCAGGAUUAUGGAUGGGAAUUUAAUCAAGGGCCGACAUGUUUGUCAAAGUACUUCAAGAGUGAAAAACCUUAUAUUAUUAGUGAAUACGAUCUAAAUUACCGACCUAAUUUUGUAUCGAGAAAAAAUGGGCAUCCAUGGUGUACAGAGCGAUUAGGAUAUAACAAAGCAGCAUGCUUAUUUCAAAUUUAUGCCAGUGGAGCAAAUUUAUAUGUACUUCACAAUGGUUUCGCAAUUCAGCAUAAUUUUAACCCGAAUUCUCACACUACCGCUUUCGAGGAUUCGAAAUGGCAGAAAGUUGUGAAUGAUCGUAUGUACAUCAACUUUUCGCGGGAAAUAUGUCUUCUGUACGCGCGACAAUUCGCAGCUAUGGGAAGAUGGAAAUCUCCAGUAUCCAAUCACAUCAAACAAGAAUGUAAACGGGUGCUUAUAAGUUGGGGGAGUGGAUUGUUAAAGGAUAAAGAAUUGGAGGAAUAA
Molecule: messenger RNA, 1544 nt
Organism: Acaulospora colombiana
Lineage: Eukaryota; Fungi; Glomeromycota; Glomeromycetes; Diversisporales; Acaulosporaceae
Source: the annotation of a GenBank genome assembly